UCCCACCGCGCUCCUCCCGCGGAGCCCGGAGGUCGCGGUCGCGCAGCCUCCGCUGAAGCGGCGACGGAAGUCGGCGAGGGGCGGCCCGGCCCGGCUCGGAGCCCCGACGGGGAGCGGCUCCGCCCGGAAGCCGCCGCCUCGUGAUUGCGCAGAGCCCAGCCGAGCGGCCGGCCGGGCAGGGCGCGCCCCCGAGAUGAAGCCGUCCGGGACGCUGCGGCAGCUCUCCGACUUCAGCGACCUGAGCCGGGGCCGGAGGCUGCAGGAGCUGCUGUGCCACGGCGAGGAGCCCCGACGCGUCCGGCCCAGCCCCGACGGGAGGCACCUCGUGGUGCUGCAGGAGAACCGGCCGCCCCCCCUGCCCCAGGUGGUGGCCUUCCAGCUGCGGGGCGGCGGCGGGGCCGAGCUGGAGAGGAGCUGGCGGCCCCCGCAGCCCGCCCUGGCGGGACUGGUCUUCCCGCAGAGCCCCGCGGCGCCGGGCCGCUGGGCGCUGGGCAUCGUGUGGGAGCACGGCCGCGCCGAGCUCUGGCGCUUCGGCUCGGCGGAGGGUUGGCAGCUGCUGCAGACGCUGGAGCUGUGCCAGGGUGCCCGGGCGCGUGUCGUGUCCGUGUGCAGCCAGGCGGCCAGCCUGGUGUGGUGCGAGGAGAGGCCACCCCUGGACACCCGCUCGGACGUCAGCAAAUGUGCCUUCAGGUUCUGCGUCUGUGCCCGCGCCCUGGAGCUGGGGGAGCAAGGCGUGCGGCUGGGCCCUGUGAGGAUAGUCCUGCACAACUGCCCCGAGUACCGGGUCCUGGCCUCUCCUUGGCACGUCUUCCUGGUGCCCGCUUCUGGCAGCUUUGCCACCGCCUCCAAGUUCCUCCUCAUCUGGCAUCCCGAGCAGGCAAAGCUCACCAUCGCAGCCCCCUCCGCAGGCUUUGUCCACAGCAAGGUGCUGCACUCCAGCAGCGAGUCGGACUUCAGGAAGCUCCUGCUUGGCUCCGUGGGUCUCCUCUCAGCUUUGGCACCUCUGGACAUUCACACCUGUGCCGUGUCCAGUUGUGGGGCUCUGUUGCUGGUGAGCAGGAAGGGUGCUGUGAACGUGCUAGAGGCAGAUGGGACGCAGAGGCAUGUUUUUGACCUGGAAGCGGAGCCUCUGGCCCGAGGUGAUGCCGUUGAGCUGAAGACCUACGGUAGCAUCUUGGCCUGCGUGCUGGCUGGAGUUCUGUACCUUGUCAACCAGAACAGUGGGAGGGUCAUAGAAAAGAAAAUCCUGAGCAUGAAAGAGGUGCAUUUCCUGGAGUCCCCGGAAGAGGAAGAUAGCAUUCAAUUUCUCGCUCCAACUGGCAUCUACAGCUUUAGUUUCUCCAACCCCGAGGACAGUGGCAGGCCUGAGCCGUGCCUGGUGGAGAUGGUAUUCGAGGAGGCCUGCAGGUACUACCAGAGAAGGAGUCUCAGCAGCUCCAAGCUGACGGUGGAGAAGUUGAAGAAAGGUGGAGUCUUCCAGGCACCCGUGGCCCUCACUGCCAUCCUGCAGCACAGCCUUCACCAAAAGCAGAAGCCAGCCCGAGGCCUCCAAGACACUUAUGCCAAGCUGCUGAGCACAAUCAGCCUGGAGCUGCAGAGCUACCUCAGCCUGGAGCUCCUCAAAACCUGUGUGGUGAGUGCCUCGGAGAGCAAGGUGGAAAGUUACUGUGAGGAACUGGUGGAGCAGGAGGUCAGCCGUGUUCUGCACUCUGACAUGGACAAGGACAACUUGGCCUACCUGAACUCAGUCUUUACCUCCUUCCCCAGGGCUGCCUGGAAAGCCACCAGGAGCUGCCUGCAGCUACAGCAGAACGGGGAUGGCCUCUUGGUGGCCCGGGCCACCCCAGAGGUUUGGAAGAAGAUCCUAGGAGGACCACAGCAGGAGGAGGUGGGGCAGAAUGGGGUGGUCCCGCUCUUUGAGCUCAUCUGUGCUUCCUUCCUGAGGUUCAAACCCAAGUGGCUGCCCAGCUUUGUGGAGCUGACCCAGCAGUACGUGAGCAUCUCCUGGCCAUACAGCGGCAAGGAGGGCCCAGAAGGCCGCGUGCCACUGUACAAGAGAGCCCUGGGAGUGCUGGCCAGGAAGAGCAAGCACAGUGAGGUGGAUGAUGAGUUGGAGCUCGAACUGCUGCUCUGCAGCAAGAGACCCAAGGCUGUGCUGCAAGCUCUGCACCUUCUCAUCCGCCUGAAGCAGUGGCAGCGGGUGGUGGAGGUGGCAGAGAAGUUCUCCAAGCUCAGUCCUUUGCUUAAUAAGGAGAUAUUCACCACGCUGCUAGCAGAGUUCGCCCAGCACCGGGAGCUGGACCCUUACCUGGACACACUGUGGCUGCUAUGCCCUGCUGAGCUCAGCACUUCAGACAUCCUCACCGUGGUCCUGCAGCACCUCCCUUGCUCCCAGCAGGACCCGGUGCCCUUCUCAAGUGAGGGGAACCAGCUGACUGUGGGCCUGCUCAAGCCGCUGCUGCAGCGGGUCAUGCAGCGUCCCUGCGUCCAGGAUGAGAUGUACUCAGAUGCCUUGCAGAGCCCCACCUUCCCCCCUCCCACCCCACCCCGAGAACACAAGAACCCUCCAAAAGCAGCGGGCAGCGAUGCUCCUCAGCCGGCCGGGGCAAGGACUUCUGCCUCAGCACUGGUGCGGGGUGACACUGUGUGAAGGGGAAAGCACAAUGGGAUCCCAGUCCUUGGGUGUGAGGGAAGGGGAAAACCACAUCCACUCCAGGAAGCCAUGCCCUGCUUGGCAGCAGGGAAGCCUGCUCCAUUUUGAAGCCUCGAGUCCGUGGGGGCUGGAGUUGGGUGUCUCACCUGAAGCCAGGGCAGGCUUUCUGGUUGUUUCUUGCAAGUGCAAUUGUUUGUGCCUCUGUAGAGGAGCAAAUGCGAGGUGCAUCUGUAGAUGAAAGCACUGGCUGCAUCACAGGACUGCAGAGCUGCUCUCUGCCCAAAACACUUUGAUUUUGGUUUGCUUGACUCUUCGCAACUUCACUUCUAGUUUUCCAGUCCUCUGGGAGCAGUGCUCUGGAGCAAGCACAGCCUUUUCCCCGUUCUGUGCUCAGCAAGUGGGGUGAUGCCUCCAGACUCUGCCUGUUUGUUGCAGUGGGGUCAUUGAGUCGCUGCCCUGAGCUCGGCAAGAUGCCAGAACGGUGCAGCUCUGUGACACUGGGAGCCCCAGCAUGCACUGGCAGCUGCAGCACUCUGUCUCGCUGCAAUUCCUCUGGGAGCAGCCCUGCAUCUGUGUCCAAUUGCAGCUACUUAGCUGAGGAGAGCAGCCUAAUUCCCUUAUCUCUCCAUCCCAGCCGCUACCCAAAUUCUCUUUCGAGCUGAGAAGCUGGCAGCAGCCCGGGCAAGCUUGGGGCUGGCCCUGCCUCUCCCUUUCCUUUGUGGAAGCUUAGAUUAUGCCGCAGGACGCCAGGGCCCUCCAUCCCCAUCUCUCCUACCUUCGCCCUUUGCACACAAAGGGGCUUUGUCAGGGUUGUCUGGCUCACAUUGUGCCUCUGUUUGCAAAGUCAGUGUAAUGUGAGAGCAGCCGUGCGGGAAGAUGCAGGUUCCAACCUGUGCUCAGUGCUCAGAGAGCCCCUGGCCGUGGUGCAAAGGGACCCCCGGCCGUGGAGCCACCUGGUGCUGUGCCAGGCUGGGAGCGGGUGGGGAAAGUCGGCUGUGUUAUUCCUGCUGAGAGCGGGCUCAAGUGGAGAAGGCAGUCUCAUUUUAAAAAUAAAGAUUCCUAAAGCA
Molecule: messenger RNA, 3720 nt
Organism: Tympanuchus pallidicinctus (lesser prairie-chicken)
Lineage: Eukaryota; Metazoa; Chordata; Aves; Galliformes; Phasianidae
Gene: HPS6
Product: HPS6 biogenesis of lysosomal organelles complex 2 subunit 3
Exons: 2
Coding region: 194-2650 (818 amino acids)
Biological process (GO): melanocyte differentiation; protein localization to membrane; lysosome localization
Cellular component (GO): lysosomal membrane; BLOC-2 complex
Source: RefSeq, a predicted model, not a curated record